AUGGCCAACUCCAAGUACUCGGGGCCCCUCUCGGAGCUGUACCAGGAGACCAUCAUCACCAAGUCCGCGGAGGAGGCACUCAUGAUUGACCAGCAGCGAGUGCAAAUGGCGGCGGCCGACGUCCAGGGAAUUCCCCGCGUGCAUGAGCAGCACCGGAAGUCGCUGGAGAUCGGCACCGAGGCCUAUGCGCAGGCGCUGCAGCGCGAGAACCAGCUGGAGGAGCAGCACCUCCAGAAUCGCAUUGCCUCCGAGCGUGCGCUGGCCCUUGAGCGCCUUCGUCGGGAGGAGCAUUCGGCCCAGCGGCAGGAGGACCUCCGCCGUCGGACGCUGCAGCACGAGCAGGAGCUCUACCGCGAAACCGAGAUGCAGAAGGUGGCCGCCGAGACGCAGGGCCGCAUCAUGCAGGAGCGUGUCAAUGAGGACCUUCACCGGGAUCUGAUGUUGCUGGAGCAGCGCGAGCGUCGUGAGACCGAGUCCAAGCUCAUGCGGCAGAAGAUCACCGACAUUGCGGACGAGGCGUUCGACUUUCUGUCGGAUCCCCGGCGCACGACCAACCUGGUGGUCGGUGUGACGGCCGUCCUGGCCCUGGUGUUUGCCACCCGGGCCUCCAUGUCGGUGGUCAGCAGUGUCAUUGUCAAGCGCAUGAACACCCCGGCCCUGGUGCGGGACAGCAGCCGCUCGUCGCUGCUGUCGCUGCUGAAGCCACGCCAGGAGGGUGCUCCCAAGGUGUCGCUGCUGUCUCGCGCGCUGAACACCAUGCGCGGGCAGACUGCCUCGCCGCUGAGUCUGACGGCUCCGGUGCUGAAUGAAAGCGAGCGCGAGCGCCUGUCGGUGCUGAGCGUGGCCACGCGCAACAGCCGGAAGAAUGCUGCCCCUCUGCGGAAUGUCCUGCUUUACGGCCCUCCGGGUACCGGUAAGACCAUGUUUGCCAAGGAUCUGGCCAAAAAUACUGGCAUGGACUAUGCCAUCAUCGCCGGUGGUGACAUCCUCCCCCUCGGCGGGCAGGCGGUCACCGAGCUGCAUGAUCUCUUUGCCUGGGCUGAUCGGUCGAAGAAGGGGACCAUCAUUUUCAUUGAUGAGGCCGAAGCUUUCCUUCGCCGGCGUGAUACCAACACCGCCUCGGAGGAUGUGCGCGCCGCGCUAAACACCACCCUUGCGCUGACCGGCGAGAAUAGUCAGCGUCACAUGUUGAUCCUGGCCACCAACCAGCCCAGCCAACUGGAUGCGGCCAUCCUUGACCGCAUGGAUGAGCUGGUGCACUUCGACCUGCCCGAGGAGCAGGCGCGUCGGGAGAUCUUCGACCGGUACUAUCGGAUGUAUGUGACCGAGGCGCACACCAACAACUUCCGCGUGCAGCCCAUUCCCAAGGGGAAGCUCCCCCGGCCGAUCGACACCUCGGAAAUCAUCCCCGAGAUGCGCGAGCUCAUGCUGGCCCAUCUGACCGGGCUGUCGGGUCGUGCUAUCUCCAAGUUCUGCUCUACCCUCCAGGCGCGGGCGUAUGCCACCCCUGGCAACAAGCUGACCCGGGCCGCGGUCGAGGAGGUGCUGGAUCACCUCAACGAGCAGGAGGGCCGGAAGCUGGACUGGGGCAUUGGCGAGGAGAGUGACGUCGCCACUGGUGGCGUUGCCGCCGCCCCUCCGGCGAAUGCCAACUCCACCGGCAACACGGCCUAAGAGAGCCUCCGGAGCCUUGGGCGCGGUGUGUGUGUGUGUGUGUGUG
Fonticula alba is the source of this 1720-nucleotide messenger RNA. RefSeq lists its product as hypothetical. Gene Ontology annotation, molecular function: zinc ion binding; ATP hydrolysis activity; ATP binding. Gene Ontology annotation, cellular component: mitochondrion. The record is from RefSeq and is a predicted model, not a curated record. Bases 1 to 1674 code for a protein of 557 amino acids. Gene Ontology annotation, biological process: mitochondrion organization. Lineage: Eukaryota; Rotosphaerida; Fonticulaceae. The transcript has 6 exons.